Molecule: messenger RNA, 1516 nt
Organism: Paramecium primaurelia
Lineage: Eukaryota; Ciliophora; Oligohymenophorea; Peniculida; Parameciidae
Source: the annotation of a GenBank genome assembly
AUGAAUAAUACGAUCUAAAAUAUAAGAAGACCUGUAACUUCUUAAAAUUGUAGAUCCAUAGAAAAGUUGGAUAAAAAAAAUAGUGAUAAACUACCAAAUUUAAGUGAGGUUUUGAAUUUGAAAUUGAAAUAAAAAAGUGAAAAGGAUAUAUAGGAACUUAUAACAAAUUUAGUGAAAAAGGUUCAAUAAUAGAAUUCUGAAUUAGCUUUAAAGGAAAAAUAGAUUUAGCAAUAUGAAUUUAUGAUAAAAUCACUUUAGAUUGCAAUAGAAAAACGAGAUUGUAUAAUCAGUGCUUUAAGGGUUGAAAAAUAGUAAAUUGUUGAAGUUGUUAAUCCACUAAAAACAAUUGUUAAAUCAGAUGAUUCUUCAGUAUAAUAGAGUUUUAGAGGCAAAAAGUCUUUAAGAACCAGAACCAAAGAUACUAAUUUUGAUGAAAAUCUAUCUGCUAUUUUAGAUGCUGAUUAUGGUACAUUGUAUUGUCUAGAUUUAAAGCUUUGUUAAGCUAAUAUGUCAAAUGUUAUGAAGAACUUAGUCAUUUGACUUAAAUAAAAACUCUAGUUUCAAAUGAGGAAUAAUUUCUUGUAAAUAUCUAAAAAAUGGAACUUAGUAAUAUUGUGAAUAUAUUUGAUGCUAUUUAAUUAGUAUUACAUGAACAUAAAUUGUUAUUUAAAAAUGUAAUUAAAUAAAAUAAACUAUUUGAAUCUUGUUUAGAAAUGCAUGAUGUAAAUUUAUAUAAAAUAAAUUAGCAAAUUCCAUUAAAUGAUUAAUUAGAAAAUUUGUAAUCUUUAUUAAAAGAUUGUUUGAAUUGUGAUAAAGUUUAAAUUUAUGUAUUGGACAAUGAAUAAUAGGAAUUGUGGACUAAGAUGAAAGAUAGAGUUUAAAGAAUUCAAUUAAGUGAAGAUAUUAUAGGAGCUUGUUUUUAAGAGAAAGGAAUUAUUAAUGUACAUAAUGCUUACAAUGAUCCUAGAUUCAAAAAAGAUAAUGAAAAAGGAUAUAAAACAAAUACAAUUUUAUUAUGUCCAAUUUUAGAUAAAUAAUAGAAUUCAAUUGGAGUUAUAAUGGCAGUUAAUAAAAUGAAUGGACAUUUUAAUAAUGAUGAUUAACUCUAUAUAACAAAGACUUCAGAAUUAACAUCUAUUUUAUUAAGAAAUCAUCAAUAAUCUAAUGAAUCAAUUAGUAUUUAAAAUGCACUUAGAAAUGUUAUUUAUGUAUUUAAUAAUUCUAUUUUAGGCAUAAUUAUAACUUAUAUAUAUGAAUGAUUUUGAAACCAUUUUAUUUGAGUCUGAAAACUUGUUAAAGAAUCUAUUUCAUACUCAAAAAGGAUUAAUUUAUGUUGUUAAUAAUAAUAGAUUACUAAGAGUAAAUGAAAAAAAAUUACUUGAAAUUUCAUAAUUGGGAGUAGGAAUAAUUGGAGAAGCUCAUAAAAAUAAAGAAUUUUUAUGUAUUUAAAAUGCUUAUAAUCAUAAAUAAUUUAACAGUCUAAGUUUGUAAUUAAUUAAUUGAUAUGUUUAGUUGA